CCGCUCUAUGCUAAUGCGGGCGGCGCUGCUCCAUUCUGCGGCCCGAGGUGAGCACCGGCCGAUAUUUACCUGCCGAGCGGGCAAGCGGGCCGGGCCAGCGGGCGUGCCGGGGAGCUGCGGCCGUGUGUGUGAGGCGGAUUGGGUUAUAUUUGUUCCUGAUGUCAAUAUGUGACUACAGUAACUGACUUACUGAAGAUUUUCCACUCUUGCUGCAUGAGACUUCUCAGAGGAUCAACUAUGGAGUCCAAGACUGACAGUCCUGUCUGGGGCACACCGUCAGAGCAUGAUCAGACUCCAACCCAGGUACAUUUUGUUCCGGAGAGCAGUACAGUUGCUCAGAUUGUUUACACAGAUGAACAGGACCGACUAUCCCAACAAGUGGUGUAUGCAGCCGAUGGGACAUCCUACACUUCUGUAGAUGGGGCAGAACACACCCUGGUGUACAUUCACCAAGCCGACGGGACGCAGGCAGUUUUUACAGAUCAAUCCCAGGUAGCAUACAUUCAACAGGACACAACCACCCAGCAGGUAACAGUUCUUCUACCUGCAAACCAGAAUGUCCCUGGUGCUAAUUUGGCCGUCCUUGGCAGUGUGACUGAGACUCAGCAGCCAAUACCAGUGGAAAACGAUUCUCAGUCACAUUUGACCACCCCAAAUAAUGGUACUCCUCAUCUGACUGAGGUCAGCAACUCUGUGCAGCAAAUACCGGAUGCACUGGACACAACAGAACCUGACCUGGAUACAGAUGAGGACGAGGAUGAUGAUGAUGAGGAGGAGGAGGAAGAGGAGGAAGAGGAGGAGGAGGAGGAGGAAGAGGAGGAGGAUGUGGACUCAUCUGAUCUCGACGAUUGGGAGCCGGGUCCUCUGAGGCCCUUUAACCCGUGUGAUUUGUGGUGUGAGGAUUGCAAUAUGGCACAUCCAGGUGCGUGCCCCAAACACGGUGCUCUGCACUGCAUUCCCAACCGGCCUGUGCUGAGCAGGGCCAGGGCCAGCCUGCCGCUCAUUCUCUACAUCAAUCGGUUCGCCGGUGGAAUCUUUUCCAAGCGGCGCAUUCCAAAACGCACACAGUUCGGUCCUGUUGAAGGACCAUUCGUUAAGCAGUCUGAGCUCAGUGAUGAUUAUAUUCAUUUAAAGAUUGCUAUGGGAGUUGUAAGGGAGGGUUUGAAAGAAGGAGAGAAAUCUGGGGAUUUAUGGUUUGAUCUGUCUGAUGAGAACUUGUGCAACUGGAUGAUGUUUGUACGACAAGCUCAGAACCACUUGGAGCAGAACCUGGUGGUGUACCAGUACGGCAAGAACCUCUAUUUUACCACCAUCAAGCAUAUCGAGCCAAAACAGGAACUCAAGGUAUGGUAUGCAGCAUCGUAUGCAGACUUUGUGGAGCAGAAGAUCCACGAUAUAUCAGAAGAGGAACGGAAAGUUCUACGAGACCAGGAGAAAAACUGGCCUUGCUAUGAAUGUAACCGUCGCUUCACCAGCUCCGAGCAGCUGCAGCAACAUCUCAACAUGCACGAUGAAAAGCUGGACUUCUUCAGCAGGUCAAAGAGCAGGAGUCGUGGCCGAGGUAGGAGGCGGUUUGGCACCGGGAGGCGGCCUGGGCGCCCACCCAAGUUCAACCGGCAGGACCCGGCCGCAGAGCAGAGCGAGGCGUUACAGCUUGCUGUGAAGCGGCGCUUUGAAGAUGCAGAUGAACCCGUGGCCAAUGGAAUGGAUCAAGAGGAGAAUUCUGCAGUUAACUCUGAGCAGCCAGAAAAUGAUUCAAGUAUUGCGAAUAACACAACGACCACAGGUCCUGGCGAGGAAGUGCGGCGCCACAAACGCAUACGGAAUGCUGCUCUACAUCAUCUCUUUAUACGUAAAACUUUUCGACCAUUUAAAUGUCUGCACUGUGGGAAGGCAUUUCGGGAGAAAGAGAAGUUGGAUCAGCACCUGCACUUCCAUGGGCGAGAGGGCAACUAUCCACUGACCUGUGAUAUCUGUAACAAAGGCUUCAUAAACAGUUCGGCUCUCGAUUCACACAUGAAAUUGCACUCUGAUCUGAAAACGUACUCCUGUAUUUUCUGCACAGAAUCUUUUGAUAGACUGGAUCUUCUCAAAGAACAUGUCGCAGUUCAUGUUACUAACGGCUAUUUCACCUGUCCCUCCUGUAAAAAACAAUUUCCAGAUUUUAUCCAGAUAAAGAAGCACAUUCGCAGUUUCCACUCUGAGAAGAUUUACCAGUGUACAGAAUGUGACAAAGCCUUCUGCCGGCCAGACAAGUUGCGACUACAUAUGCUGCGACACUCGGAUCGGAAAGACUUCCUAUGCUCCACCUGUGGCAAGCAGUUCAAAAGAAAGGACAAGUUAAAAGAGCACAUGCAGCGGAUGCACAACCCUGAACGAGAGGCCAAGAACGCUGGCCGCAUCCACAAGUCAAAACCGUUCAAACCCAAGAUCCCUUCCACGGACUACGAGAGUUUCAUGUUCAAGUGUCGUGCUUGCAUGAUGGGCUUCCGGAGGCGAGGGAUGCUGGUAAAUCAUUUGUCAAAAAGACACCCAGAUAUAAGGAUAGAUGAUGUGCCAGAGCUAACAUUGCCUAUCAUUAAACCAAACAGGGACUACUACUGCCAGUACUGUGACAAGGUGUACAAGAGUGCCAGCAAGCGGAAAGCCCACAUCUUGAAGAACCACCCUGGAGCAGAGCUGCCCCCAAGUAUUCGCAAGCUGCGUCCGGCAGCUCCAGGGGAGCCAGACCCGAUGCUGAGCACACACACACAACUGAAGGGCACCAUCGCCACGCUGCCCGUCUGCUGUCCACACUGCUGCAAACAGUACAGCAGCAAGGCAAAAAUGGUGCAACAUAUCCGGAAAAAACACACGGAUGUUCUGCAGGAUAAUCCAAACGCACUGCAGACGCUGCCAGCACAAACACCCAUCGUAGCCACUGUCAUCAGCGCGGCACCCACCGUGGUCAGCACGGAUGGCACCACUGGAGAUGCAAUUGUGACAACGGAUCUGCUGACUCAGGCAAUGAGUGAGCUGUCGCAGACACUAACGACGGACUAUCGGCCGGCUCACGGGGAUUAUCAGCGUGUGCAGUACAUUCCUGUCUCGCAACACAUCCAACCAGUUCAGGGACAGCAGCCUCAGCACAUCCAGCUCCAGGUGGUACAAGUGGCACAGGCGCCCUCUCACCAGAAUCAGCAUUCCACAGUGGAUGUCAGCCAGCUGCACGACCCACACGGCUUUGCACAACAUGCCAUCCAGGUCCAGCACGUCCACGUUACUGAGCAGUCCAGCACCAUGCCCACCUCUGCUGCCCAGAGUGGAAGUGGUCAGCCACUCAGUCCCAUGUCACAGCAGUCACAGGAACUCAGCCCUUCCCAGAUACAGAGUGGAUCGUCAACACAGAACCAGGUGUUGCAGCAGCAACCCACAGCUACUGUACAGCACACUUACCUGCCCAGCACCUGGGGAACCUUUCGCAACUACUCUUCUGAGAUUCAGAUGAUGACCAUCCCUCAGACGCAGUACGUUAUUGCAGAGGCUCCAGUAACCACAGUGAACAGUGGCCAGAUGAAGGCAGUGACGCAGACUCAUUAUGUGAUAUCAGAAGGACAGUCGGAGAUGGACUUGAAGCAGAACUCGAGACUUGAUGUGCCUCAGACACAGACAGACACCUCCAUACAACAGAAUGCCCAAUUCAUCAUUACCUCAACAGCUAAUGGGACUGGAACUACUGAGGUGCCAAUGACCAAGCCCUAGCAGUCAACUACUGGACACUGGUCCUCCCCAAAUUCAUACUAGCUCCACUGAGAGUGGAGUUGCAACUUGUGGCAUGCAUUUUAUAAAAGGAAAAGUGAGAGAGCAGAGACUUUGGUUUACAGCUUUCCCCUUCCAUGUAUCUCCCCCUUCCCUCAGCACCAACCCUUCUGGAAGAGGUAUUGGAGCGAAGGGCAGGAUCACCAGACUCGGCCUUGCUCAUGGUGGCGUGAGCUCAGUGAGAUCGAGCUGCCUGUCAUUGCAUUGGGACUAGGCCCUGUUUUCAGACAAGCGAUUGAGGAAACUGACAGGUGGGAAAUGACUGGUGAACUGAGCACGUCUGUUCACUAACCCUGACAACCGGACGUCUGAUUGCAGUCUGAGCAAGGAGGCUGUGUCAACAACCGCCCACAGAGCCUGAGCCCUGGACAAAGACCUCAGCACUUUGAAACUGGUUUGGUUAGCGUAGUAUCAUCACUGCGGCAGGGACAGUGAGCUGGAUUCCAAGUCUGUGCAGCGAUGGUUCCAGUGGCUUUGUAACAGUUGAAUCAACAGGGACAUCGAUUGCUGCAUUGAUGCUGAGACAGGGCCUCUGGACACUGUGUACAUGUGCUACACACCAUUCUGACCACUGUACAUGUGCUACAGGCUGUGUUCUCUGGCCACUCUGGUCCCCAAACUACAUUAGGAUGAGUGCAGUGUGCUGAGCUGCAAACAGAGACACACACAGACCAGCACAGCCUCAGCAUCAGGCUGAAACCUCUUCACACGUUAGCAACAGACCAAGAUGGAAACAUUUUAAUGAAUGAGAUUUUAAUGCUCUAUUAUUUAAGAGUUUAUGUUCAUUACAAACUUCUGUGAUUGUACAAUUAGAAAAGCUCUGUUCUAAGACAAGUGUUUAAAGAUGAAUAAAAAUCUACGUGUGGGCUUUGACUGCUCUUCCCUCCAGCACGUAUCCUGCCCCAUUGAUUGCUGCUCACCUCCAACACCCUGUGUGUACGGAGUCAGGAUACUGCAGAGAGAGGGCAGGGCUGAUACAAAGUCUGGCCUCCUUAAACUCCAAUCAUUUGUAAUGUCAUUUCAAACUGUGCAAUACUCCUGCAUGUCACCUGAUUUAUUUUCCUUUUGUUGAGUCUAUGAUCUGAAAAUGAAGGUUGGUGCUCUUCUGGUAAGAGUGUUCCAGGAUGAUGCAGUAACUCCCAUCACCCGCUGGCUGGGCUGUCAGUAAAUGGCUGACAUUCUACUGAUACCCCUUUGGGGCUUGGGUCCUUGCUAAACUUCUAUUUAAAAUUAUUGUAGCUGACACUUUUCACUUGUGGAUGACGCAGCCCCUUGCACUUGCAGUGGCUCUGACCUGCCCUGAUCUCUGGGUGAAUGGACAGUGACACAUCCAGUGAGUGGAAUCUCUCCAGCUUUCAACAUUCCAAACCACAGUUCGCACUUGCACUGGUGUUAAUAUUGUUGUAUAAAUUAUUGUUUCAGAUCUUUAACAUUUCAGUUAUCAGAACAUGUGUUUGGCAAAAGCUGAAUAUAAAUAACUGAUGUUACAUAAUUGCAUAUUUAUUAACUAGAAGAGUUAAUGGGAUUUUGAAUAUAACAUCACUCAAAUCUUCAAAAACAACGAAAUAAACUUCCAACGUUUCUUGAC
Molecule: messenger RNA, 5386 nt
Organism: Leucoraja erinaceus (little skate)
Lineage: Eukaryota; Metazoa; Chordata; Chondrichthyes; Rajiformes; Rajidae
Gene: prdm10
Product: PR domain containing 10
Exons: 23
Coding region: 214-3741 (1175 amino acids)
Biological process (GO): regulation of transcription by RNA polymerase II; cell fate commitment
Cellular component (GO): nucleus; cytoplasm
Molecular function (GO): DNA-binding transcription factor activity; RNA polymerase II cis-regulatory region sequence-specific DNA binding; histone deacetylase binding
Source: RefSeq, a predicted model, not a curated record